AUGUUGACUCCCCUAAACUCCCCUAAACCAGUCACAAAACAAGAUGCAUUCUCCAGUCUUACAGAGUAUAUCAAAAGUCAACAAUACCAAAAAGCAAUACAGCUUGUCAGAUCUUUCAGGACAAUGUGGCCUGGUGACAUGUUUGGACAAUCACAGGAUGAUGACCUUGUAACCCUGCUCAACGUAUUUUGUAUUGAAAUGGCUGAAAAGAAAACAGGUGUAUUUGUACUAACAAAAGUGGAGUUUGAUAUUGGUUUGUUAUAUAGCCAGUUAUUGGACAUUAAUCAACAAAUAAGAAACUGGACUAAACCCUCUCCUCAACAGUCGUGCACAGGAAACAACGAUUUAUUGGACUCCAGUACUUUAUGAUAGUAUAAAUAUUCUGAGCCUGACAAGAAAACUACAAUUUAUUGGACUUGAAUAAAUAAAAAUAAAAUAAAAAUGGUAAUAUGUAUUCUGAUCAGAACAGAAAACUAUAAUUUAUUGGACUCAAGUAAAUAAUGAUGGUAAAAUGUAUUCUGAUCUGGACAGGAAACUAUAAUUUAUUGGACUUGAGUAAAUAAUGAUGGUAUCACAGUUUUUAGUAUAUCACAUAUUCUGAUUAUGGCAUUGAUAUUUCUCGCUUUGUGAGAAUUAAUAAAGAAAUUGAGCAUGGCUUACAACAAUUUUGAGUGUUGAAAAUUGAGUACCGCUUAAGCCGGUGCUAAAGGGAGUGAGGAAUGUUCCACUUCUUCAUUAUCAUUUAUGUACAAACCCAAUAAAAACCGUGUCUGCAAUUUUCAUGUAAUUUUGUUGUUAUUGAUGAGAUUUUACAGACAAUGAUUGAUUUAUCUCAUUGUUAAGUGAUUGUCGAAUGUUUGUUAAACUCAGUUGAGAUGUAUAUAUUUUGAGCAUACUAGUAAACAAGUAAUGUGAGGUGGAAUAGAAUAAGUUAUGCACCCUUAUAUUGCUAAAUUUGGGACAAUGUUUUAGUGAUAUAUCACAUGAUAAUGUGUGACAUAAAAUAUUUUGUUCACGCCAAGCACAGUUAUAGUUACAGUGCUUUAUUAUUUCUAACACAUUUUGCCAGUUACAUUUAAUAUGUCACCUGUGCUAGGCUUUUUCUAUAGCGAACAAUCAGGGUACCAUCACAUUUCAUAUUUGAUCAAAAUUAAAUUGUUUUAUGUCCACUUAUGACAUGAUAAAAUGAUAUGUUUUUAUACAAUUUUCUACAGAGAACAAAAUCAUGUCAUGUAACUUUAUUUGUAAGAAGUGCCAAAUUUGUUGUUUGUUCUUCAAAACAUAUUAAUGUUAAUUAGAAAGGUUGUAGACUUUGUUAGAGAAAUAUUUGUUGUGAUAUAUUUGUCACUAUAAUAAAUUCCUUCAUUUUGUUGUACAUGAUCAUUGUCAACAUGAUAGAUACAAACAUAAUAUUCCAGUUAGCCUCUUUAUAUCACUGACUUCUAAAUCAAUAAAAUGUAAUGCAAAUUGUCUAAAUAAAUUAAAAACAAAGACAGAGGAAUAAUUUACCCCUUUUACAGAUUUUUAUGCUCUAAAACCGUAAUUUGAUAUGUGGCAGAUGUAAAAAGAAAUCCUUGUACUUCAUCACAAUGUUAUUUUUACAUGAUCAAAAAAAAAUUAAUCCUUCUUAAAGUGGCAUGAUACAUGUUGCGUCACUCAAAUGUACGAUCUUCAUUUUAUUUCUAAGUAUAUUUCUCAAUAUCAUAUAUCUGUUUUA
This is a messenger RNA of Ruditapes philippinarum (Manila clam), 1717 nucleotides long. Its product is annotated as protein furry homolog. NCBI's taxonomy places the organism in Eukaryota, Metazoa, Mollusca, Bivalvia, Venerida, Veneridae. The record is from RefSeq and is a predicted model, not a curated record. Bases 1 to 369 code for a protein of 122 amino acids. The transcript is spliced from 3 exons.